GCUGCCAACACCCUCCCAAUUGUGCAGUUCAGAGACGUCAUCCUUGAAGAGAUCAACAACCACACUGUCACAUGCAUCCAAGGAGAGACAGGAUGCGGGAAGAGCUCCAUGGUCCCCCAGUUCAUCCUCGACGAGGCCAGGGCGCGACGCCGGCCAGUUAACGUCAUUGUGUCUCAGCCGCGCAGGUUGGCAGCCGUGUCGCUCGCAAGGAGGGUGGCGAGUCAAAACAACGAGGAGAUAGGAAAGACGAUAGGCUACCGCAUCGGCCAGGGGGACCAUGUGGUCUCCAAGGAUACUCGUGUCACCUUUGUGACCAUAGGAUACCUCCUGCAGUACUUCUCCCACCACCCUGAG
Molecule: messenger RNA, 354 nt
Organism: Guillardia theta CCMP2712
Lineage: Eukaryota; Cryptophyceae; Pyrenomonadales; Geminigeraceae
Exons: 1
Cellular component (GO): intracellular anatomical structure
Molecular function (GO): RNA binding
Source: RefSeq, a predicted model, not a curated record